Cucumis sativus (cucumber) is the source of this 1687-nucleotide messenger RNA. Its product is annotated as GDSL esterase/lipase At2g04570. The record is from RefSeq and is a predicted model, not a curated record. Lineage: Eukaryota; Viridiplantae; Streptophyta; Magnoliopsida; Cucurbitales; Cucurbitaceae. The transcript has 3 exons. Bases 88 to 1152 code for a protein of 354 amino acids. Gene Ontology annotation, molecular function: hydrolase activity, acting on ester bonds.
UAGUGAUCCAUUGCUUCCCAACUCUUCUCUUUCAGUUUGAUCAGCAACACUUUGUUUUUUUUAUUCAACCCAAAAUCAAAGUUAAUUAUGGCAUACAAUGUGUUCUUAUGCUUUCUAACUAUUAUUGUUCCCUUCCACCUUUCGUCGUCUUCAAAAACGAUAACCGAAGCAAAGGUUUCAGCAGUCGUAGUCUUCGGUGAUUCAUCGGUUGAUGCUGGAAAUAACAACUUCAUUCCCACCAUUGCAAGAAGCAACUUCUUUCCAUAUGGUCGGGAUUUCACUGGCGGAAAGGCGACGGGGAGAUUUUCCAAUGGAAGAAUUCCCACAGAUUUCAUUUCUGAGGCAUUUGGGUUGAAGCCAACUAUUCCGGCUUACUUGGAUCCUGCAUAUACCAUCUCCGAUUUGGCCACUGGACUCACUUUUGCUUCUGCUGGAACUGGCUAUGACAAUGCCACUUCCAACGUUUUGUCAGUGAUACCAUUGUGGAAGCAACUUGAAUACUAUAAGGAAUAUCAAGCAAAGUUGAUAGCAUAUCAAGGCUCAUCCACAGCAAAUGAAACAAUAAAAGAAGCUUUAUAUGUUAUGAGCUUAGGAACCAAUGACUUUUUGGAGAAUUACUACACAAUGCCUGGCCGUUCAUCACAGUACAACAUUCAACAAUACCAAGACUUUCUCGUCGGGAUUGCGAGCGGGUUUAUCGAGAAGCUUUAUAGCCUCGGCGCUAGGAAAAUAUCUCUCGGUGGUCUACCUCCGAUGGGGUGCUUGCCGUUGGAAAGAACAAGAAACCUUUUUGGAGGCAACAACUGUUUGGAGAGUUACAACAAUGUUGCUGUGGAUUUCAACAACAAACUCAAGGCUUUGACUGUGAAACUUAACAAGGACCUUCCCGGCAUCCAGUUGGUGUUUUCCAAUCCCUAUGACGUUCUCCUGAGCAUGAUCAAAAAGCCUUCUCUCUACGGGUUUGAUGUGACAUCAACAGCAUGUUGUGCUACUGGGAUGUUUGAAAUGGGGUAUGCUUGCAACCGGGACAGCAUGUUUACUUGCACAGAUGCAAACAAGUACAUUUUUUGGGACUCAUUUCAUCCAACUCAGAAAACCAACCAACUCGUCUCUAGUUAUGUGGUCAAAAAUGUACUUUCACAGUUCCUGUGAUCAAUUAAUCUAAAAUUUUGGAUGUUUUUGAAAACUUGUAUUAGAAAAAAAAAACUAAAAAAUGUUUCUGAAACUUGUUUACAUAAUAGAAUGGCUUUUGUUCAGAAAAAAAAAGGUAGAAAAAUGUCUUUUCAACAGUCAUAUUUGGUCGAAUACGACUUUUGGAGAGAGAUUUCAAUAUCUUUGGACAAAAUAAUAUUUCUAUUCAUGUUCGAAUAAGUUUCAAAAACACUUCAUAAAUUUCGAAACCUACUAUAUGUUUUAGGAAAAAUAUGAUCAGUACCCCUCUGAUAUAGUACUAUAGACUUUUGCUUCCAAGCAGCUUAAAUAUAUGUAUGUAUCAAAUAGUAUAAACUUGUACUAUGUAUUAUAUAUUAAUAUAUAUAAGUUAAAUAUAUAAUACAUUAUAAGCCUAGCUAGUUUCAACUAGCCUAUAGAAGCUAGCACAAGGCCCAGGAGCUUUGAUUGGAUUUGUUUAUCAUUCACCUAAGAAUUUUGAUUAGUAGUUUAAAUCCCCAAGCUUUGUUAUAUGUAA